Messenger RNA from Microdochium trichocladiopsis, 1308 nucleotides. RefSeq names its product mitochondrial carrier domain-containing protein. NCBI's taxonomy places the organism in Eukaryota, Fungi, Ascomycota, Sordariomycetes, Xylariales, Microdochiaceae. The transcript is spliced from 2 exons. Gene Ontology annotation, biological process: mitochondrial transmembrane transport. The record is from RefSeq and is a predicted model, not a curated record. The coding region runs from base 1 to 1308 and encodes 435 amino acids.
AUGGCAAACCUCGCAGUCAACGCCCAGGAUCACGACAGGAUACCCAUGAGCAUAACCAACGCCAGCGGCAGCGGGGACGAGAGUGCGCCCGAUGACAUAUCGGCCGGCCAGAAGAUGCUGUCGGCCAUCUCCGGCAGUCUUCUCACUUCUUUACUUGUGACCCCGCUCGACGUUGUCCGCGUCCGCCUACAAUCGCAGGCCACACCCUCGACACAGCUCGCCGAAUUCCACAAGCUCUCUGUCUCAACGCCAAACGCUUUCCGUCCGUCCAAUAUCGGUGUCACAGCAUGCUGCCGAGAAGUCUUCUUCAUCAAUAACAAUGCCGAGGCUUGUGUUGCUGACUCGAUCGCUGGCAUAACGGCUGGCGAUUGUGCGGUCGAGCAGGUUCAGAAGAGGACAUUCACAUCUACCUUUGAUGGCAUGCGCAAGAUUGCCCAGAACGAAGGAAUCUCGACGCUCUGGCGUGGGCUAUCGCCGACAUUAGUCAUGGCCAUCCCUGCCAACAUCAUCUAUUUCACUGGUUACGACUGGCUCAGAUAUAACCCCGCCAGCCCGAUUGCCAAAGUCACAAACGGGGACAUGACGCCACUAGUUGCCGGUGGUUUUGCGCGCAUGCUGGCAGCAUCAGCUGUGAGCCCGAUCGAACUUUUCAGGACUCGCCUUCAAGCUUCCACCGGCUCCAGCACGACAGGACAUCUCGCAAAUACUGUCCAGGGUGUACGGGAAAUGGUUGCCGAGCACGGCUAUCGGUCCCUUUGGCGUGGCUUGACACUGACUCUUUGGCGCGAUGUGCCCUUCUCAGCCAUGUAUUGGUGGGGAUACGAGGCCAUCAGAGGCAAGCUUACCGACAUACGCGAAGAGAGCCGGGGUCGCGCAGUUCAUCGUGACAGUCAUUCUAAACAACACUCGAGGUCCCGAUCCCAAAGCCGAGAGAAUCAUACCGCAACUUUUACCGACAGUUUCGUGGCCGGUGCCCUUUCCGGCGCCUUUGCUUCCAUCGUCACAACGCCGUUUGACGUUGGUAAGACACGCACGCAGACGUUUCACGAUGCGGCUAAAAAGUCCACCGGUGCUACCGAACAAGCAGUUGCGCCUGAAGCCCGCUCAAUGGUUCGUCUCUUGUGGCACAUCUAUCUCACGGAAGGCAUCCCCGGGUUGUGGAAGGGCUGGAUACCUCGGACACUGAAAGUGGCACCGGCAUGCGCCAUUAUGAUCAGCAGCUAUGAAGUCGGCAAGCGAGUAUUCCGGACCAUGAAUGAAAGGCAGCAAGCGAUGUCAUUGGAGUCGUUUUCUGAAAAGAAUUCCUGA